Molecule: messenger RNA, 4379 nt
Organism: Glycine soja
Lineage: Eukaryota; Viridiplantae; Streptophyta; Magnoliopsida; Fabales; Fabaceae
Product: disease resistance-like protein DSC1
Exons: 7
Coding region: 167-3658 (1163 amino acids)
Biological process (GO): defense response; signal transduction
Molecular function (GO): ADP binding
Source: RefSeq, a predicted model, not a curated record
UUCAAUAUUGGAGGCCGAUGAUUGGUUUAAUGUGAUCUUCAUCAAUUAUUCUUUUCUUGCCAAAGAAAAGAAAGAAGCUGUGAAUAUAUUCAGGCGUAGAGGCAAACAAAGAUCCAGUGUGCACUUGGUCCCAUACUCUCUCUCCGAGAUAUUUUGGAAAUUGAAUAUGUUGUAUUUUUUUGUCUAUUGCUUAUUUCGUUGCGUGUUGUUUUUACUUCGUUGUGUGUUGUUUUUCUCUAAGAUGUUAUGGAAAUUGAAUAUGGCAUAUUUUUUUGUAUUUUGUUUAUUUUGUUUUGUGUUGUUUUUCUUUGCCUGUUGGUUACUUCAAAAGCUUAGUGAUCGUGUAGUUGAAAAACCCGUGUCUGAGGACAACAAAGCUCCUCAAACAAAGUAUGAUGUUUUUGUUAGUUUCAGGGGCAAGGACGUUCGUGGCACGUUUCUUAGCCAUUUGAUUGAAAUUUUCAAAAGGAACAAAAUAAAUGCCUUUGUGGAUGAUAAACUUAAGCCGGGAGAUGAAAUAUGGUCAUCACUUGUUGAAGCAAUUGAACAAUCAUUCAUUUUGCUGAUCAUAUUCUCCCAAAGCUAUGCUUCUUCCCCUUGGUGUUUAGAAGAACUUGAGGCAAUACUUGAAUGCAAUAAGAAAUAUGGACGGAUUGUAAUUCCAGUUUUCUACCAUGUGGAGCCUGCAGAUGUACGACAUCAAAGAGGGACUUACAAAAAUGCAUUUAAGAAGCAUCAAAAAAGAAACAAGAAUAAGGUGCAAAUCUGGAGACAUGCUUUAAAAGAAUCUGCUAACAUCUCAGGAAUUGAGACAUCAAAGAUUCGAAACGAGGUUGAGUUGCUUCAAGAAAUUGUAAGGCUUGUGCUGGAAAGGUUGGGUAAAUCUCCGAUUAACUCAAAAAUACUUAUUGGAAUUGAUGAAAAAAUUGCAUAUGUAGAAUUAUUGAUACGCAAAGAGCCAGAAGCCACUUGUCUUAUUGGAAUUUGGGGCAUGGCUGGUAAUGGCAAGACAACCCUUGCAGAAGAAGUAUUUAAGAAACUACAAUCUGAAUAUGAUGGUUGUUAUUUUCUACCCAACGAAAGAGAACAAUCAAGUAGACAUGGAAUAGAUUCUUUGAAGAAAGAAAUUUUUUCUGGACUUUUAGAAAAUGUUGUGACAAUAGACAAUCCAAAUGUGUCUCUUGAUAUUGAUAGAAGAAUUGGUCGUAUGAAAGUUCUUAUUGUUCUCGAUGAUGUUAAUGAUCCAGAUCACCUAGAAAAAUUACUGGGAACUCCUGAUAAUUUUGGAUCAGGUAGUAGAAUAAUUAUAACAACCAGAUACGUGCAAGUACUUAACGCUAACAAAGCUAAUGAGAUAUACCAGCUUGGAGAGUUCAGUUUAGAUAAAGCCCUUGAACUUUUCAAUUUGAUUGCCUUUAAGCAAAGUGAUCAUCAAUGGGAGUACAAUGAACUAUCAAAAAAGGUGGUCGAUUAUGCCAAAGGCAAUCCAUUAGUUCUUAAAGUCUUGGCUCAACUUCUUUGUGGAAAAAAUAAGGAAGAAUGGGAAGGUAUGCUAGACACACUUAAAAGAAUGCCUCCUGCAGAUGCUUAUAAAGUAAUGAAACUGAGUUACGAUGAACUAGAUCGCAAAGAGCAACAGAUUUUUCUAGAUUUGGCAUGUUUCUUUCUUAGAACGCAUACAACGGUAAAUGUGAGCAAUCUAAAAUCUUUACUGAAAGGCAAUGAAAGCCAGGAAACAGUGACUUUUAGGUUAGGAAGGUUGAAAGACAAAGCUCUUAUAACUUAUUCCGACGAUAAUGUUAUAGCUAUGCAUGAUAGUUUACAAGAAAUGGCUUUGGAGAUUGUUCGUCGAGAGUCUAGUGAAGACCCUGGAAGCCGCAGUCGGUUGUGGGAUCCAAAUGACAUUUUUGAGGCAUUGAAAAAUGUCAAGAGUACUAAGGCCAUUAGAAGCAUAUUGAUUCACUUGCCAACAUUCAUGAAGCAAGAGUUAGACCCUCACAUAUUUGGAAAGAUGAACAGACUACAAUUUCUGGAAAUUUCUGGGAAAUGUGAAAAAGAUAUCUUUGAUGAACAUAAUAUUCUUGCAAAAUGGCUUCAAUUUUCGGCAAAUGAACUCAGAUUUCUUUGUUGGUAUCGUUACCCUCUAAAAUCCUUGCCAGAGGAUUUUUCUGCUGAAAAACUUGUUAUAUUGAAAUUGCCAAAGGGCGAAAUAAAAUACCUUUGGCAUGGAGUGAAGAAUCUGAUGAAUUUAAAAGAACUUCACCUCACUGACUCCAAGAUGUUAGAGGAGCUGCCAGAUUUAUCGAAUGCCACAAAUCUUGAAGUACUGGUUCUCCAGGGUUGUUCUAUGUUAACUAGGGUGCACCCAUCUAUUUUCUCUCUGGGAAAACUUGAGAAAUUGAACCUUCAAGACUGCACGUCCCUCACCACACUCGCAAGCAAUUCCCAUUUAUGCAGCCUGAGUUAUCUCAACCUUGAUAAAUGUGAGAAACUUAGGAAACUCUCACUGAUAGCAGAGAAUAUUAAAGAACUGAGAUUAAGAUGGACGAAAGUCAAAGCAUUUUCAUUUACAUUUGGACAUGAAAGCAAGCUUCAAUUGCUACUUCUCGAAGGAAGUGUCAUCAAGAAACUACCUUCAUAUAUAAAGGAUCUAAUGCAACUGUCACAUCUAAAUGUUAGCUAUUGCUCGAAUCUCCAGGAAAUACCAAAGCUUCCCCCAUCCCUUAAAAUUCUAGAUGCCAGAUAUUGCUCUUCACUUCAGGCUCUAGAGGAGCUUCCCCCAUCCCUUAAAAUUCUAGAUACCAGAUAUUGCUCUUCACUUCAGACUCUAGAGGAGCUUCCUUCUUCCCUUAAAAUUCUAAAAGUGGGAUACUGCAAAUCACUUCAGACACUACAAAUGCUUCCCCGUUUCCUUAAAUCUCUAACAGCCCAAGACUGCACAUCAUUGAAGACUGUAGUGUUUCCUUCAACUGCUACUGAACAACUAAAGGAGUACAGGAAAGAGGUUCUGUUCUGGAAUUGCUUGAAGUUGAAUCAACAAUCUCUUGAGGCCAUUGCAUUGAAUGCACAGAUCAAUGUGAUGAAAUUUGCAAACCGACGCCUCUCUGUAUCAAAUCACGAUGAUGUUGAAAAUUACAAUGAUUAUGAUAAAAAAUAUCAUUUUUAUCAAGUUGUUUACGUGUAUCCAGGAAGUAGUGUUCUAGAGUGGUUGGAGUAUAAGACAAGAAAUAAUUAUAUAAUUAUUGAUAUGUCUUCAGCUCCACCUUCUCUCCCAGUGGGCUUCAUUUUCUGCUUCGCCCUUGGUAUGUAUGGAGACACAUCCCUGGAAAGAAUUGAAGCUAACAUUACUAUAAGUGAUCGUGAGGGUGAAGGUAAGAAGGACAGUGUUGGAAUGUACAUAGGUCUUCGGAAUGGCACAAUUGAAUCAGAUCACCUAUGUGUGAUGUACGACCAAAGAUGUUCUGCCUUCCUAUAUAGCAGAGCCAAAAAUCAAAAAGAGUUUAAAAUCGAGGUUUCAAUGGUGUUACGAUCCUCAUCCAAAGAAAUUUUGACACUGCCGCAGCAGAUGUUUAAAGGAUUCGGGAUCAGCCUAAUAGACACCUUGGGAUUUAGCAGUUUCAAACAACAAAUGGAAUUGCAUGACUCGCUCCAUGUUUAAAUUUCAUUAAACAAAUGGAAUUAGGUUGUGCUUCGUAUCAUCCCAGUUUCAGGGUGAACAUCUCACUAAAGCAGAUAUUAGGGACUCUAGGGGUUAUUUUGCCAACCACUUCAGAAGAUGGCACCUUGACUCCUCUUCAGCUUACCACUGACUUGAAGCCAACCAUUGUCUUUAUUGCAGAAAUUUGAAUGUUGUUUUUGUUAGUCUCAUGGAGGCAGAGCAUAUAAUGCAAAGUAGAGGGCGAGUAUUUUGUUUGGAAGAUGAACCAGGAGUGUACAGGGUUUGGAUGCCAAAUGGUACGGAAUGUUAUUUCCAACCAGAAGCAAUGAAAAUUGUUGAUUCAGCGUCACAUAAGGAAAAAGCAGCUCAAAGGCUGGUGAAAUGUGCCAUGCAUAAAUGGAAACGUAAGAGAAGAGGCAUUGCUAUUGAUGAUAUAUCAGCUAUUUGCCUCUUCUUUCACUCUCACCCCUCUCAUCAACUCCUCCCCACUAAAAUUGUCCAAUAAGAAUGGUGGGCGAUUCAACUGCUCAAUUAUGCUUCCUUAUGACACAAAAAUACUCGGGCAAUAUUUAUUUGCAUGUACACUUGGGAUUCUCUGUGCUUUAGUCUUGGACUGUAUUUGCAUGUUGUUUGUUGAAACAUUUUGCAGUAUGAAUUUGUUUCCAACGAAACUACAGGCUUUUUCUGAUUUGACCAAGAAUGCAACUGAGUUUAAUAUUCA